CAGUGAUAUAUAGAGCUAUAAAAGAGUUUGCUCUCCUAACUAUUUGGUAGAUCAAGAUUUUAAAGCUCACUGACGUCAUUAUUAUCUCAAGAGUUCCGAGAAAGCCCCGAAUUGAUAGCGGGUGAGCGAUAUCGUUACACAAAAGCCACGCCGUGAGCGAAGGAGCUUCAUUCGGUCGAAGAAUUAGUUGGUGGAAAGAAGUGAAACGAAAAGUGAAUCGUGGUGUUGAUUGAACUGGAAUUGUGGGAUUAGAAAUUAUUUUUAGAACGUUAAUUACUUCAUUCCUUCCUAAGAACAAUCCACUUGAAAAAUGAAUACACAGACGAUUAUUGUUUCAUCACCGGCCGUGGGUCCCAACUCCACUAGCGUCAUCUGCCCUUCCUGCCGUCAUAGCAUCAUGACGAACGUGAGAACAGAAUCUACUACCAGAACGCACGUGAUUGCUAUUCUUCUCUGUGUUUUCCUAUGCUGGCCAUGUGUUUGCCUUCCAUACUGUAUGGAUACGUGCAAGAAUGCGAAUCACUAUUGCCCCAAUUGCGGCUCAUUUAUCGGCACAUACCAAAAAUAGCGCUCUAACGACACAUUGAAUGAAUAUGUAUUGAGUUAAGGCUAUAUCUUUCAUACCAAAUUUACUAAUAUUU
This is a messenger RNA of Lutzomyia longipalpis, 641 nucleotides long. RefSeq names its product lipopolysaccharide-induced tumor necrosis factor-alpha factor homolog. The transcript is spliced from 3 exons. The record is from RefSeq and is a predicted model, not a curated record. Lineage: Eukaryota; Metazoa; Arthropoda; Insecta; Diptera; Psychodidae. Bases 311 to 568 code for a protein of 85 amino acids. Gene Ontology annotation, molecular function: zinc ion binding.